Stylophora pistillata is the source of this 2507-nucleotide messenger RNA. RefSeq lists its product as uncharacterized. NCBI's taxonomy places the organism in Eukaryota, Metazoa, Cnidaria, Anthozoa, Scleractinia, Pocilloporidae. The record is from RefSeq and is a predicted model, not a curated record.
AGUUCCUCGAGUUAUUUGUCAGACCAUUCGAAUUAGAAAUUUUUGACACCAGCUACAAGGAAGCUUAAGGGGCCGUGAAUACUUUUACAAUGAGCUUCGAUCUUCUGAUUGUACUGGCUUUACAGAUAACAAUUUUAUCAACGCUAUCUUGGGCUCAGAUAGAAACUGCUUCACCUAAUCUGCCAAGAAGAGCAACGCCAAGACCAGGUUCACCAGCUUCAACAAUAUUAUCUGAUGUUCUACCAAAGACGACAACACCAACAUCUGUGCCUUCGGGUACCACACCAUCACCCGUGCAAACAACCGUUCCAUUAGAUUCAACGACGCCAUCACCCGCUGUGUCAGAAACCGGAUCAACGACAACUGCUUCAGUUGAUUCAACAAUAUCAUUAGCUGUUCUGCCAGAAAGAACGACGCCAGCAUCCGCCCCAGUGGGUUUAACAACAUCAACUGUUGUGUCAGAAAUGAGAAAACCAACAUCUUCUCCUGUUGAUUCGACAACACCAUCGCCUGUUGUACCAGAAACCACAACGCUAACGUCUGCUCAGGUAGAUUCAGCAACACCAUCAGUUCUUCUGCCAACGUCAACAGCAACAAAAAGCUACAUUCUAUCUGAUUCAAAAUCCCAAUCACCUACCGUGACGGUCACAUCAACCUCAUCAUAUCAAGUUAUUCCAACAACACCUUCAGCUGUUGUACCAAAAGUUACAACACCAACCUCUCUUUCAAAAACCUCAGCAACGCAAUCAGCUGUUGCGCCAAACAUAACAACGUCAACAUCUGCUCCAGAAGAAACAACCACAACACGACCUGUUUUGCCACAAACAGCAACACCAAUGCCUCUACCAUUAAAUUCAACAAUUUCAGCCAUUGUGCCUGGUUCAACAACGCCAGCAACUGAUCCUUCCGUUGUGCAGCAAACAACAAGAUCAACAUUCGCGCCAUUCAAUUCAACAACACCAUCAACAGUAGCUCCAGGAAAAAUAACUCCAUCAUCUGCACCACCGGAAUCGACAAUCCCUUUUGAACCGAAACCGACAACUCUAACAUCUCUUCCUGUAAAUUCAACAACAUCGAUGAAUGCGCCAAAAACAAUAACACAAACUUCUGUUCCAUCAAAGUCCACUUCACCGUUAUCUGCAAUUCCAGAAACAACAGCACCACCUGCUCCAGUCAAUUCAACAUCACAAUACGCUAUGAUGACAGAUACAACAGCAUCAAUAUCUGUCCUAGUUGAUUCAACAACGCCAUCAGCUGUGGUGACAGAAACAACAACGUCGACAUCUGUUCCAUCAAAUUCAACUACUCCCUCACCUGUAAUUCCAGAAUCAACCAAACCAAUAUCUGUUCUAGUUGAUUCCAAAACAUCAUCACUAGCUGUUUCAAAAACAGCCACACCAUCAGUUGUGGUGACAGGAACAGCGACGCCAUCAUCUUUUCCAGCUGAGUCAUCAACAAAUUCACCUGUCAGUAUUUUGCCAGAAACAGUAGUGCCAACAUAUGCUUCAUCAGAUUCAUCAACGAUGUCAGCUGUCUUAAUUCAAACAGCAACAGCAACAACCUUAACUCCUCCAUCAGAUUCAACAAUACCAUCAGCUUCUAUGACAGGAACAACAAAACAAACAUCUGUUCCGAUAAAUUCAGCAACAUCCAUUACGGUUGUUCCAAAAUCAACAGCACCAAAAUCUGAUUCAACAACGCCAUCAGAAGUGGUACCAGAAACAUCAAUACCAAAUACAAGAUCAGCUGUUGUGUCACAAACACUGACAUUUACAUCUCUUUCAUCAAAUUCAACAACAAUAUUAGUUGUACCAGAAACAAUUGCUACCUCUUCUCAAGUGGAUUCAGCAGCUGCAUCAACUGUUCUGUUGAAUGCGACAUCACCAACACCUCUUCCGUCGGACUCAGUCACGUCAAUAUCAGCGCCUGUUGUUCUUGAAACAAAAGCACCAGCAUCUUCUCGAUCGUAUUCGACAACAACAACGCCUGAAGCGCCAAAAACAUCAACGCCAACAUCUUAUCCAGUCGAUUCAACGACAGCAUCACUCUUUGUACCAGCAACAGCUUCACUAACAUCUGUUUCAUCAAUUUCAAGAGCACAACCGUCAGCACCUGUUGUUCUUGAAACAAAAGCACCAGCAUCUUCUCGAUCGGAUUCCACGACCACAUCGCCUGAAGCGCCAAAAACAUCAACGCCAACAUCUUAUCCAGUCGAUUCAACGACAGCAUCACUCUUUGUACCAGCAACAGCUUCACUAACAUCUGUUUCAUCAAUUUCAAGAGCACAACCGUCAGCACCUGUUGUUCUUGAAACAAAAGCACCAGCAUCUUCUCGAUCGGAUUCCACGACCACAUCGCCUGAAGCGCCAAAAACAUCAACGCCAACAUCUUAUCCAGUCGAUUCAACGACAGCAUCACUCUUUGUACCAGCAACAGCUUCACUAACAUCUGUUUCAUCAAUUUCAAGAGCACAACCGUCAGCNUGCCAUAAAGCCGCAUGUUCAUAA